AUCAAAGUCCACUUAGCCAACGCUUCCUUGACUUGACGAGCAAACCACGUAGUUAAAUCCAGGUUCAACUUGAUGGAGCCCGAGGGGCCUGGAGACGCCACCGAGAACCUACACGGCCAAGUACUCCGGACUGCGCUCGCAGAAAUCGCCUCUCGACCGACCGCACCGGGAACUUCGAGCCACCCCGAGAGCGGCGGCGUCGACUGUUGCGUCAUCUGCCUCGAUGUCGUGUCGGACCCCUGCGAGGCGAGGCCUUGUGGCCAUCGCAACUUUGACUUCCUUUGCCUCGCCAGCUGGCUGAACCACCGCCCAUCCUGCCCACUGUGCAAAGCCGAAGUUGCCGAGGCGCGCUAUCAGUUCAGGGAUGUCGGCAGCGACCCCUCGUCACCUCAGUACACCACAUACACCGUCCCCCGCGCCUCGGUCGAUGCGAUCAGGCCAGCGCGCCCACCUGCUCGCCCGUAUCCUCACCAUGGGCCCCGGGCCUCUGGGCCACGGCCACGGGUCUCGACUCGGCCGCGCCGGGUGCCGCCGAGCGCGCUCGCUGUUACAGCUAGAGAGACGGAAGAGGACGCGGCGCUGGAACGGCGCCGCCGCGUCUAUCGUCUCAUGCUCUUCUCACUACAUGUGGGUACGAACCGCAUCACGCGAUACACAGACCUGACCCCGCGCAUGUUCGAAUCGGACCCCGAGCUGGCCCCGCGCGCGCGUAUGUGGAUCCGCCGGGAGCUGCGCGUGUUUGGCUUUCUCUGUGCCCCGAGCGCCGAGAGACCGGCGGGCGGCGGUAGUAGUCGCUCAGUGCGCACGCUCAGCAACAACACCGAGUUCCUGCUUGAGUACAUAGUCGCCAUCCUGAGGACUGUGGACAUCAACGGCAGCCGCGGCCAGGCCGAGGAGAUGCUGCAGGAGUUUCUGGGUGAGGCGCAUACUAGGCUUUUCUUGCACGAGCUGAGAAGCUGGUUGCGUAGCCCUUACAUGACCCUUGAGAACUGGGACGCACAUGUGCAGUACGACGAAACCAAGUCGACGCCGGCGACUACCGUCUGGCGUAGGACGGGAGAAGAGACCAGGAGUAGAGACGACGACGAGCAGGAGCGCCGGUCUGCCGCCUACCCCGACCACUACUCUGGUCCUGGCGCAGCAAGGCUGCAUGGCUCGCGGUCAAGCUCCAGGGAUCGCUGGUCACCAUAUUCCAGCCGCAGGCCACCACAUGCAGACACAGUGGAAUCAAGUCGUCGCACGAGAUAACUAUACUCCAUCUGGUGUGGUGAAUUCUCAUUAUAUUAACUAUUGAUAUACGUCGGCUUUAUCAAAUCAGUCCCUUGCACCCUCCGCUAUGACAUUUAUGAUACCGGACGCCAUAUCCAGACCUGUAUAUGCCCCACUCCUGGCCAUGCUACCGAAGUGCUGGCCCUGGCCUCCUAGGUUUGGGCUUCGCAAUGCUUCGUCGAAGCUAGGAGGUGGCAUUGAUUCAUCGGUUGGUGGAUAAGGUCGGGUGUCGAAGGGCGCAGCUAUCUCCAGAUCCGACUCGAACUUGUGCUUGGUUAUCUCGCCAGCGAUGUCGAGAUGGACCUCGAAUUCGAUUUCGUACACCCGCCGGAUGAGGUACGUGGUGAAAGUCGGACAUAGGUUGCUCAUGCCGAUGACGCCCUUCCUCCCGAGCCGCAGCCCCACGUGCUCGCCAACGUCGGCCGCCGGCCACUCGUCCGAGCACGGCACGUAGA
Gaeumannomyces tritici R3-111a-1 is the source of this 1724-nucleotide messenger RNA. RefSeq lists its product as hypothetical. Gene Ontology annotation, molecular function: ubiquitin protein ligase activity. The record is from RefSeq and is a predicted model, not a curated record. Lineage: Eukaryota; Fungi; Ascomycota; Sordariomycetes; Magnaporthales; Magnaporthaceae. The coding region runs from base 73 to 1248 and encodes 391 amino acids. Gene Ontology annotation, biological process: protein monoubiquitination; protein polyubiquitination. The transcript has a single exon.